Molecule: messenger RNA, 12088 nt
Organism: Oryzias melastigma (Indian medaka)
Lineage: Eukaryota; Metazoa; Chordata; Actinopteri; Beloniformes; Adrianichthyidae
Gene: crybg1a
Product: crystallin beta-gamma domain containing 1a
Exons: 23
Coding region: 70-11466 (3798 amino acids)
Biological process (GO): visual perception; lens development in camera-type eye
Molecular function (GO): structural constituent of eye lens
Source: RefSeq, a predicted model, not a curated record
CCAGCCCCGCCAGCUCUCCUCAGUCUUCAUCGUUCGACUCGGUGAGCGCAGACUCCUCCGCCUCACACCAUGUCGCUGAGGAUCAAGCGCUUAUUUCGGUCCAGCUCCUCCGGCAAGGACGGCAAGGAGCCGGGGCGCGCGGAGUCCCGGGACCAGGACGUUUUGGGGGCCCAGCUGCCGGGACCCGCUCCGGGCGGCGCAGGUGACAGCGCCACGCUGCCCCGGGAUGCUGAGCUCGUUUCCCCGAAAGGAAAGAAGGGAAUCGGGCUGUUGUCGCUCCGGCGGAAGAAGAAGUCCAAGCAGAGUGAAGAGUUCGGGGGGGAGGUGUUCCUGCCUGACCCCGAUGAACUGGACCGCUUCAGAAACAUCCCCUUCGACCAGAGGAGUGUUUCCACAGAGUGCAGUUUCCCAACUGCUUCAGACAGACUGGAUCCUCACUCAGACUGCUCUUCUAUGAUCAACUUAGAGAUGAAUCAGCCUGGAAGCCCCAUGUCCCCCUCCAAGCUCUUCAAGAUUUCUGGGGAAAAAAAGGGAAUGCUUGGUCGCCUCACCACCUUAUUUAGCGUCCGCAAGAGAAAGGGCAGCAAUAAACAACAGUCGGACAGUUUUGAAAAUUCAAGCUCACCAGCAUCUCCCGUGUCUCCACGGUUUGACCUGUUCCAACAGCAGGAUGGCGGAGCAACAAUUCAUGCAGAGUUCCGAACCACAAAGAAGUGGGGGGACACCAUCAGCCAAAGCUCAAGCACAACCUCCCUUAAGACAGAUGAAGCAGAUUUCCCCUUUGCAGACAGUAACAGCAGCAGAGAGGGCAGUGUGAGGGAGCUGAAUGUGGGCCCAGUCAGCAGUGAAAGGAACCGGGAACAAGCUGUGGAGUUUCCAUCUACCAGCAAGUCCAAUGUAGCAUUUUCAGAUUCAGUGGUGGAAGAAGUCAAUAAAAGGCUGCAGGUAGACUUGAAAGAAAAGGUCCAGAAUCCCUGUAAAGAUGAGGCCUUUAGCCCCACCACUCUUAUGUCUCUAAACAUCCCAGUUUCUGUGGCAACUGAGACCCCAAAGUCUCCUAAUUUAACCUCUAUAAGCUUGGGAUCAAAGAAAACUCUGGUGAAGACAGGAGGGAAAGGGCACAGCACUGCUCUGAGAGGAAUCACUUUAUCCUCACCUUCAUCACGCACCAUCACAACAUCACAACAGGAAGUGAAGCAGGAAAGCUCAGGAGCUAAGAGCAAAGUUGGAAUAUCACCCAGAAGCCUCACAAGGGAGGCUGCAGCCUCUACAUGGAGCCAUCCUCCAGAGAAAGCCGGAGUAAAGGGAGGGGAUUCGCCUGUUCGGCUUCACAAAGCCAUAUGGGUGGAAACACACCUGGGGGAGGAGGAAAUGGAGAGAGAGGGGGAGGCAGAAAAGGAUAUCAUGCAACAGGAGGAGGAGGAGGGCUUCAGAGCCGAGUCUCCUCCUGUGCUGGCUAUACCUGUCACUGUGAUACCUGAGGACGAAGAAACACAGCAGGCCCUGAAAGGUUCCCCGACCCCACUGCAGACUUCUCCAUCUGGCUGCUUGCCAGAGGCAACCAUUUCCCUGGCAGCGUCUACACAGGAAUUUCAAACAUUUCCACCUCAGCCCCACACGGACAUACAAUCAAAGCAGAGUUUACUUCAGGGAAAGCAAGCCUCAACUGAAAUCUGGGUGACAAACAAGACUGUCAGCCUGCCUUCAAAUGACAAAUUCUUUGCCCAAAAGGUGGUUAUUAGCCCGGAAUCCAGUUUGGAAGAGGAUGAACCGUCUGGAGAGAUCUGCAGUGCAGGCCCUUCUUCAGAGUCCUCACUCCCAACAGGAGUAAAACUAUUACCAGACCUCCAGAGAAACCGUGAUGCUGAACCCAAAGAUGCCAGCUCACUCUCAGCAGCAGAGGACAGCAGACAGCAUGACAAAGAUGCUUCACUGCCCGUAGUUGAAGGAAAAUCCAAUUCUGAGACCCCUAAAUCUGUGUAUACCUCUACAGUUUCAAUUAUGAACAAAACAAAGCCACAAGUGGUGAGGUUAGGGUUAAAAAGGAAUGAAUCUGACCAAGCUGUUGCCUCCAGUGGAAGGCUGAAAGCAGCAGCAGUAAGUCAACAGACUACAGGCAGUGCAACAAAGGUCCCCUCCUCAACUGCUGCAAGAAAAGCCAAGAAUGUCACCGCAAAGACACAAGGCUCCACAGAAGGAGCAGAAGCUGAAACGGAUCCUCAGCAGGAGCACAGCAGCAGCGUUUCUGUGUUACCAGUGUUGAAAGACCAAAGCACAGGCCGCUCAUCCAGCACAACAGACUCAAGGUCCAAAAUCCCCAAAAGGUCUCCGUCAGAUUCUGAUAUGAAACCACAGGAUAAAGCAUCCGCGCUUCAUAGUUCAGUGUCAACAGGGCCUCCCAGUUCACUAAAACAACUUCAAGUAAAAGAAUCUGGGAAACUACAAACCAUAACUGGUAAUAAAACCAAUGUUGAAGGAGCUAAAGCUGUAAGAUCUCUGUCAGGAAUCCUCUCUCCCACCAAACUCACUAACAAGACAGAUGUAAAGGUCAGUCACACAAAAUAUGAUCAUGACUUUGAGUCAGCAAACCUCUCAAACUGCAAGGAGAAAGAGCAUGGGAAGAGAAGUGUUAAAAGCUCACCCACAGGGGAUGAAAAGAGUAAAGAUCCCAGGAAACAGCAGGAAACCACCAUGUCCUUGGCUUCUAAAAGCCGCUUGCCUGUUUCCUCUCCAGUAAAAAGGGAGGCUGAUGAUAUCAUUCAGAGAAGCAGGCACAAUCUGAAGAGAGCUUCCUCUGGACAAACAGACUUGGGAAAAGAAGCAAGGACUCAGAGGCAAGAAUUAUGGCAAGAAUUCAACAAGGAGAAGUUUGAACCUCAAACAGCUACCCUGCUCUCUGGAAGACCAAAGAAAGGAAUAGGAAGUGUGUCUUCAACUAAAGCAUCCAAACAGCUCCCUAGGAGAAGCAUCAGCCAUAAGGAGACUGACACUCCCUCCACCAGUGACUCUCUGUCGCCUCGACAGGAGAAAAGCACUUUUUCAAGGUUCCCCAAGCAGACCGACAACCCUAAACAAGCCCACAAAUGGCUCACCAAGGACCCAGCUGAGGCCUUAUCUGGGUCCAUGCUUCCAAUGAGAGGUCAGAGGAGUCCCACUAAAGUCACACUCAGGAUCUCCCAUCAGUCAACAAUGUCUGAAGAUUCAGACACACUGACGGGGUCUGCUUCAAAAACAAAAGACUUCAACACAAAAGAUCAAAUCAAUGGCAAAACAAGUGAUUUCACAUUUAAAUUCAAGCUGGCAGAAGAGUGUGCAGCACUGACAGAUGAUCAGACCAAGACACCUGCAGACAAGCUCAUGGAAGGAGAGACAACGGUGUUGGAGGCCAGUGGACAGAGGAACUCUGGAGAUAUUUUAAUAUUAAAAGACAGUAAUGCAAUACUUGAUGUUAAUGCCCAAGUGGCAAAGUUAGCUGAGGAACUGCCAAUAAAGGUCACAGAAAAAACAAGUUUAUUUCAAUCUCCACCCACUGAUGCAAACGAUGAUCCUGUUCAUAGAGGAAGACAGAGUGUCAUAGAAGAACAGGCUGAAGUUCCACAGAAAAACUUGCCUCUGUCUCAUAGUAUGAACACAAAGCAGGAGCUAGAAGCAAAGCCACCAUCGGGUGCUACCACCACACGGGAAGAAACAGACACGUUUGAGAAGCUAACACAAAGCUCUAAACCUCAAUCUGCCCCAGAGAGGGAAGAUAAGACUGCAGCUAAAAUGACAUCCAAGCCUGUGAUAGACGGUGAUGUUCCCCAUGAACAAACGAUCCACACUUAUGUUGAAGGUUUUACAGUCGGGCUUGACUCUUUCAAAGAACUAAAGCAGGUCAGUUCAACUGAAGUAGCCACAAGCUCUCCAGAACCAAAGAAAACGGACUCCUGCUCUUCCAUUGCUGUCUCAGAUGAUCCCAAACUUACUUAUGCAAAAGAAAUUCCAAAAGAUCAAACCAAAGAGGAAACGGACAAAACAUUGCAGAAGUUAGAGGUGGAUCCAGUAAGCGAUUUUAAUGCAGAGAAGAAGACUGACAGAGAGGAGGAUAGGAAAGCAGCUGAAGUUGAAACAGAGACUCUGGUUGUUUGUGAAUUGCCCAGUAACCUGGAAAAGCAGUCAGACUUAGAGGCUCUGUUCCAAACUAAACAUCCAGAAUGGAAGGAGAAAGACCCUAAACCAAGAGGAACUCCUAAUGACUCGGCUGCAGAAAGAAGUGCAUCACAGAAGAUUGGCACAGAGGAAUUCAAAGAGUUAUCAAAUGAGGGGAAACUGGAAAACACCAUCACAAAUUCAUGGAGACCAAAGCAUCUACUCUCAGAGGAGAAGGGUUUCCAGUGGGAAGCAAAUGAUGUACCACAGUCUGUUGGUGUAAAUGUCCUGGAGGAAACAGACGCUGAAACAGAGCAAAGAGCAUGUUUACCACAAGAAACCACAGCCAGGAUGGCUGAUGCAAAAGAGCAAGUCCUUUUACAGGACACUGGUGGCACUCACACCCAGGAAGCACAGCGGCAGAUAGAGGUAACAAUUAGGAACGAGGAGGAGGAAGCCAAACAGGUCAAAGAGAAUGUGGGGAAUCUGUCCUCCAAACAGACUGACGAUGUAAAGGGAAAACCAGCUCAAGAAAUAACAUCCAUAAACGCUAAAAUGUCAGACACUAAACCUGAAGACAGUAGAAACAAGACAGAAAAAACACUGACUUCUAAAAAUGGAGAGAUGGAACAUAAAAUAACAAUAGAAAAUACAAAUACUCCAAAGGAAUCUAAAUGCCAAAAUGUUUACAGUGAACAGAAGCAAGAAAUUGUCAAAGACAGAGAAAACUUAUCAGAACCGCAUGUUUUAGUAAAGAACCGCACAGAAAUAUCGGAAUCCUCUAUUGAGAGUUUAAUAUGUGAGACUGAAACCGCACACAAGGAAGUUGCUGUCAAAGAGGAUCAGAUGCCAGUAGAUGUUGUUAACCAAUAUGAGGAUCUCAUAAACCCAGACCGACUCUCACUGCAGGGUCCAGAGUUAAUUAGACCAGAAGAGGAGAAGAAAUCACUGAAUGAGAAGUUGGAUAAUGAUCAGAAACACAUCAUUUUGAGCAUAAACAAUGAAGCCAACAAGUCUUCAAAGAGUUUGGUGAAGGAAAGCUUUGUUUCUGAAAAUGAGGAUUGCAGAUCACAGAUAUUAAUGACCAUUGCCGCUGCUGACCAAGAUGAGGACUGCACAGAGUCAGCGAAAAGCAAAUCGACUGAAAUCAAGCCAAGUUCUGCCAUAACUAGAAUGGCAGAGAUAGACAAGAUAAAGGAUUUAGCGAAGGGAACUGAAAGCCAAAGUCAACUGCCAAAUAUAGAGACUGUUAGUUACCUUCUGCAGGACCAAAUACCCAAAGCAAUCCACAAACAUUCAAGCCACCAAUCAAAAGAAGAAGUUGAGGGAAUUAAAACUGAGGUUCCUGAGGUUCCUGAGGGGGGAACAGCAGAAGAAAUGCAAUGCCUCAAGUCAGGAAUGCCUCACACCAAUGUCAAUGAUUCAUCAGGGAAUGAAACACAUACAAAUUCCUCAUUUGAAGUCUGCAACCAAGACAACACAACCUCCAUGAUUGUUGGACAACAAGAUGUGGAAGUUAAACAGCCUGAAUGUACAUUUUUGAAUUCUGGCCUAAAAAGCAAACCUGAGGCAGAGGAAUUAGAGGCACCAGAAGACAAAAUUAUUUUCCAAAUUCAGCAACUGCAUAUUAAAAGAACUGUGGAGGAAAAUAUGAAAGAAUCAGCAGCAAAUGUUGUGAGCCUUAGAUUAGCUGCAAAACCAGUUUGUGAUCAUCUAGUAGAUCAAACACCUUCAAUUGUCAAAGAUCACGACGUAGACAACAUUCAAAAAGGUAUAGAUAUAUUGGAACAACCAGAACAUUUAAACCUUCAAUCACAACAAGAAUCAGAAACAGUAGGAACAGAAGUUCAAGGAAAGUCAAUGAACCCUUGCAUAGAUACAACUCCCGAAACAGUAAGAACUCCUGCUGAGGAUACCAAAGACAAUGCUGAAGCUGAGAGGUUAGGGAGUUCACAAGAGGGAAAGGCUACAGAUGCUGCAAUGGACAUUAGCAGUCAGCAAGUUGAAAUGUCAAGUGUCAGACAGCAAGAGGAAGGACCAAAGCCAGAACAAGCAUCCAAAUGUAUAGAUGUUCAUGUAAAACUGAGAUGUGUGACAGAUAAAGGAGAGACACUAGAAAACACAACAGUAUUACAAACUCAAAGGAUUACAGACAAAAAAAUCAGGAGUGAAAUUGCUGAACCAGAGAAAAACAAAAAUGUAUCUAGUGAAAGUUUAAUCGAUGCCCCACUAAUGGGAAGUUCUCAAUACCAAAUAUAUACAACUGUUGGGGAACAGCAGGAAGACACAGCAAACAAGAGAAAAGAAAGGACAACACAGUCACAACCACCAAUUCAUCAAGCUGAGCAAGACUCAGAGAAUGUCAAAGUUCAAGACAAAACACUCGGAGGCUUAGAUGCAACUCCAUCUUCUAACUCUGCAUGUAGUCGCUCUGAAAUGAUCAAAGAGGACACCGAGAUCAGAGUUAGCAUGGAGCUAGCUAAACCAUUCAAUGAAUCAAGAUUUUUAAAAAAUAAUUUAGGGAAACUUAAACCUGAGAGUAAGAAGACAGAAGAAAUGCUGGAGAAAAGUAAAAUCCCAGUUCAAGAUCCACAGCAUGAAAGCUUCAGAUUAGAGGAUACUGAAGAAGCUCAAGAUCAGCUUGAAACAAACAAGACACCAGUAGAGAGUUUGGAAAAUGUGCAGGGGGCAUCUGUGGAUAGGAUUAAUAAUAUUCUGCAAGACCAAUUACUAAUAGAUGUUACAAAUCUAGAAUCAGCCUUAUUAAUGGAAGGCAAAUGCACAUUAACAGAACCUGAAACUUCAAACAUUCAAUCAGAAGAAGAACCAGAAACAGUGGGAGAAGACAGACAAGACAAAGCAAUGACAGAGUCACGCACAACUGCAUCUGAAGAGCCUGACUCACAGAGCACUAAUACUGAAGAUGGCAAAAAAAAUAAUGAAGGUCAAGAUUUCACUCCAGCUGCGUGUGCUGCAGCUGACAUUAGCAGUCAACAGAUUCCAAUUCCCAUAACAGUUGAACAGGAGGUUGAGAUUAAACAAUCAUGUUUAAAUGCUGAUCAAAACCUGAGACCUGGGACUGAGACAACAAAAGGAUUAGAAGUUACAGCAAUAAUCCAAGACCAUGUAGAUGGAAGGAGCAGGAGUGAUGCUGGGAGAGCCACAGAGAGCACAAUAACCAAAAGACCAUCAGCUGGAAGCUUCUUGAAUGUCACAAGAUUUCAAACAUUUGGCUCUGACCAUCUCCAACAGCAGAUAUCCACAACUGUUCAAGAACAAGACCUAACCAUAACCCAAACAACCAACCGCAAAGACGGAGCGACUGAGUCUGAACAUCCAAACCACCAAACAGAGCAAAACUCAGAGACUGUGGUGACUGAAGUGAAAGUAUUUGGGGACGAAAGAACAGAUGAAGAGCUUUUUUCAAAGGGAAUUUGCUCUGAAAGUACCAAAGAAAGCACUCAAAGAAAAUACAAUUCCUUAGUGAAUGAGGCAGCAGCUGCAGAUUCUGCUGGAGACAUCAGUGUCGAACAGCUACAGAAGAUCACAACUGCUGAUCAACAACAUGGGGAGAUGGUGAAAUGCAUUUUAGUUGAGAAACCUGGAAGUGACACUCCAGUGGACCGAACAGUUAAAGAGGAAGCAGUUGAAAGGUCAGAAAAUGACUCUGAAGCUCCUGAUGCUGGACAAGAACUGAAAUCAAAGAUUUCAAUUAGAGCAGCUCAGGAAAAGAAAACCAAUACCAUAGAAUCAGGUCCAGGUAACAAAGCUGACACUGGGUUGGAACAGAAAAUCUUGAAUGAAGAAGCUUUUGAACUUGCUAAAAAAGUGAUAAGUGCUGCCACUCAGCAGCUGACAAUGUUAGCAGUUGAUGCCAAACAAACAUCUAAACACACUUUGGAAAAAAAUGCACCACAUGAAGAGGAUGGUGGAGGCCAACCGGAACAGUCCACAGUUGUUUCUUCUAAGCUAACCAUUAAUUCUAGUCUGCAGAAUGAUGAAGACCAUAAAGAAGAAAUACAAGUGCUUGAGUCUGCUGCAGGGACUUCUGCUAAUACUGGCAGUUUGACACAGAGCCUCCAAACUCCACCAAAACUGAUGUUUGAUGAUGUUUUCUCUCUUUCUGCUUCAAAGAACUCACUUUCCUUGCCUCAAAGUUUCAGCCAAAAUAUUGGAUCUCCAUCGUCCUGGUUAGAUGUGGAGCAUGGUGGCAAACAGAAGAAGGAACACAAAAGAAAACUCAAUUUGUCAACAAGUUUGGAUGAAUCUCUCAAGCUGGAUGAUAUUGAGGAUUUUAUAAGGAACAUCAAGGGAGGUGGGAUGCCCUUUUCCGUACCCCGCAAGAGGCAAGUUCAUAAGAAACCCCUAUCUCCGCAUUUUGCUUUACCACCGAUCAAAGAAGACAAUUUUGAGCAAACAUUUGAUCCACAGGAAUUUAAAUUUGGCUUAGGAAAAACUGGUAGAAAUUUGAUAGAUCUUUCUCCUGCUAUGUUCAUCAAACAAAAAGCAGAAAAAAGGGAGAAUAAAAGCUUGAAAAACCAAAACAAUGCUACGUCAACGCAGCACACAAAUGAAGACCAGCAUCUGGAGAAAGGACAACAACAGACUGAAGCCGGACAAAAAGAAGGACAAGACACUGAACCUGGAAGGACCAAAUCAAGACUUGACAGGAUGUCCAUCCUUUCUGACCUAUUAAACUCCCCUCGAAUUUCUAGGAAGACUAGAGGGGAAGUUACUUCAAACAACACGCUGUCUUCAAACAAGCAUAGCAGCUUGCAUUUUGCUGCACAGUUGGGAGUUACUGACUUACUUCUGCCCACCGUCACUCCUGAUAAAGGCAGUGAGACGAGAACAGAUCAAGGCCAACCCACAUUGGAUGGGGCUGUUAUCCACGGUGAAUCCUCAUGUAGCCUCUCUUCUCCUCCUCUUCUUCCAACUUUCCCAGAGAUGAUUUUGUCUGAACAUUUAAAGGAAUCCCCCAAGAGGAAUACAGAGGAAUUUAAGACUACCCAAGACUCUGUAGAAACAACCAAAACUAACCAACAUGUCCCUGCUGUGGACCAGGUUUCAAAACCUGUCAUCAGCCUUGACACCUCCAGCAUGGCCUUGCAAAGCUCUAAGGAACUGCCUUCACAUACUGACAACACUGAGAAGACCUCCAUAAACCAGUGUUUUGUUACUAAGACUAAGACUCCUGCAGUCAGACACUUCCACAGAAGACCUGGAAAGGUCGUCAUACACGAACAAGCUCAGUUUGGUGGAGAGGCUUUUGAAGUCUUUGCAGAUGUUGAGGAUGCUACAAUGAUGAAGUUAUCCCCAGUCAUAUCAGUCAGAGUCAUCAGAGGAUGCUGGCUUCUCUAUGAAAAACCAGGCUUCCAGGGUCGGAUCAUCCCUCUUGAGGAAGGUCUGACAGAUCAAAUAGUUGACAUGUGGGCAGAGGAGGAAACUCUGGAAACACCAAACCAGACGGGUCAACCAGCUCCAACAUCUCCUGUGGUCAUAGGGUCACUUCGACUGGCUGUAAGAGAUUACAGCAUGCCCCGAAUCGACCUGUUUUCAGAAGUGAACGGGUUGGGGAGGGUGUCGUCGUACUGUGAUGACACCGCUGAACUCAGCUCCUACGGCCUCCCACAGACCACGGGCUCCAUCAAGAUCCACUCUGGAGUAUGGUUGGUGUACAUCGAUCCAGGGUUUCAGGGGUUCAUGCAAGUCCUGGAAGUGGGGGAGUAUCCUCAUCCUCAAAGUUGGGGCUUCCCUGACCCUUUAAUUGGUUCUCUAAGGCCUCUACGGAUGGGGUCAAUAAAGGUGGAGAAUCCAACUGAUGUAAAGGCGCUUGUGUUUGAGAAGCCCAACUUUGAAGGAAUGUGCUUGGAAGUAGACUGUGAUAUCUACAACUUACUAGAGCAAGAAGAAGAGGGAGCAGACAAAGUUGGAGUGAAGAAGAAAGCCCUGUCUGGAGUGGGCUCUUUAAAGAUACUCCGGGGUCUCUGGGUAGGAUAUCUGGAAGCAGACUUUGAAGGUCAGCAGUACAUCUUGGAGGAAGGAGAGUAUUCUCACUGCAGUGACUGGGGAGGAUCAGAGGAUGGGCUUCUAUCACUCCGACCUGUGCUGGCUGAUUUCCAGGCGCCCCGUGUUAAGUUGUUCCAUGACGUAAACUUUGGUGAGAGGGGGCUUGGAGUGGACUUGGUGGAUCAUGUCCUCAACAUGGAGGCGAUUGGGCACAACACCAAAACCCAAUCCAUCAAUGUGAUUAGUGGAGUCUGGGUGGCGUUUGAGCAGCCUGGAUUCAGUGGGGAGCUAUACGUCCUGGAGAAAGGCCUGUAUGCCAGUCCUGAGGACUGGGGAGCUCAGAACUGCAGGAUCUCGUCUAUUCUGCCUGUCUUCCAUGAAAUACCGUGUGGGUCAGCAAAAUUCAAGGUUCAGCUGUACUCUGAAGCAGACUUCCAGGGACGCAUGCUGACUCUGGAGGACAGUGCUGCUGCGCUGGACCAAGAAUUCACCCCCAGGUCCUGUAAGGUUCUGCUCGGCAGCUGGGUUGCAUACGAGGGAACCCAGUUUACAGAGAACAUGUAUGUCCUGGAUGAGGGGGAGUACCCCAACACAGACACCAUGGGGCUCCUUCUGCCAGACUCAAAGCUCAGAUCCAUUCAGACUGCUGGAUACGAGUUCUCUCUGCCCUCCAUCAUGUUGUUCAGCAAAGUAGGCUGUCGAGGUCGCAGAAUGAUGCUGACCGAUGGGGCUGUGAACCUGCAGAGGCAAGGCAUGGAUCUGCGCACACGCUCCCUGGUGGUGGUGGGCGGUGUGUGGGUGUUGUAUGAAGGCAUCAACUUUAGAGGUCAGCAGCUGCUUCUCCAACCAGGUGAAGUGAGGGACUUGUCAGCGGUUACCAGCUGGGAGCAAAUAGGAUCUCUUCGUCCAUUAAUGCAGGCACGAGUGUACUUCUGUCUGCGAAACAGGGGGACGGGGGGCCUGAUGACCCUAAACGGAGUGAUGGAUGACAUCAAGCUGAUGAGAGUUCAGGCUGUGGAGGAGACAGGAGGAGCAGAGCAGGUCUGGCUCUAUCAAAGGGGACAAAUCUCAUCAAAGAUGGCCGAGGAUUUGUUCCUGGAGACAGCAGGUGGUGUGGUGAUGGCAGGAUCCCGGCUGUGCCUUUCCCCUGAGCAGGGCAAAGACAACCAGCUGUGGAGCAUCACACAAGAAGGUUUGGUGCGCUGCCACCUCAACCCUCAACUGGUCCUGGAAGUCAAAGGAGGCAAUCAGUACGACAAGAGCCAGGUCAUCCUCAACAAGCUUGAUGAGAGCAAACUGAGCCAGAAGUGGACUCUGGAGAUCCUGUGAUGUGGCAGCACAGUGAUGAAAGCUAGAAGCUCCAGCAAAGUAUACCACCUGGACGAUGCACUUUAAGGCCUAUCCAUGCACCCAUUAUCAACCCGUUCAGUGUCGGGCAGAGCCGCUGACGACCCGGCCUCCGGUCCGGCAAAGGCGGGAGCGCCCUGGGCAGUUUACCAUGCAAUCCACGGCUGGGUGCACUUUGAGGCAUUUAAAGCAUUUUAUUUUCUCCAAAAAAAUCAUUCCUUUAACACACACCAAAGUCUAACGUUUUCCUGUGUAAAGUCAUAGUGGCUACUGGUACUUCUUUUUCAAAUGGUUUUGGUCCGUUUACUCAGAUUUGAAGCUCUCAAAAACCUGCGAACACACCAUCAGGGCUGCAGCAUGGCCUGUGAACACGCACACUCCAAAGAUGUUUUAGAUUAACCUUCAUUCCAUGCUUAGAUGCAAAGAAUUCUUUUUGUAAAGCUUUCAUGUCUUUGUUUGCUGUAAGAUGUUACUCAGUGAUUUAUUGCUUUCAAGAAGUGCAAAGAUCAGAACCUGUUCUGAUCAAAACAUUGUAUCACUGCUGCUCCUUGUAAAUAUCUGUGAAAACUUUGACAGAUUAAAGUGACUUUGACUCUUUUUCUCA